AUGUAUGGAGGCGCGAUGCCUUGGACACCCCCUACCGACUUCUCAGCUGCUCCUUACCAGGACAUGACGAUGGCCACCGCGCACAUGGCGCCUCACCAUGGGCGCUCACAAUCUAUGGACAUGGCCAUGUCCGCCCACAUGACGCCUUGGGGAGAAGCAGCACCGCACGACAUGAUGCACUAUACCACAAUGCCUACGCCGAACAGUAUGGCAGCAGCAGCAUACUUCCCAAGCCCUUCUACUACACCCAACAUGCGACCUGCCGUCAGGCAUAAGUCCUCAUCAUCAGGAGGAGGUGGGUCCUGCACCUGCUUCACCGUCUGCUUACAGUCGCUGCAAGCUCUGCACAAUGCCUCUUCGCCUUCAGCGCCGCCAUUCGACCUGGUGCUCUCCCUGAACCGCAAAGCUGUCGAAGGGUGCGCUGCGAUGCUUUCGUGUUCAAGAUGCAUGAGCCGUUCGGGCACCCACACGGCCGCAAUGCUCCUGGCCACCGUCAUCGGCAAGAUCACCAGCUUUUACAAGAACGCCAGCCACACUUACUUUGAAAACGGAAUGGUCCCGGCCCAGCUCAGCCCCAAUGGCGGGCUUGGAGUCAGUCUUGGAGCGUACACACUGGGCGGCGAAGACGGCAGGUGGCUCGAGCUCGAGAUCCUGAACCGUGAGCUUCGAAAAUUGGAAGAGGUAUACGCCCAAUUCCGUGAGGUGUGUGCCGAUCUCUCGGAAGACCCAGAAGUCAGCAAAGCCAUGAUUGGCUACUUGGGUCACAACCUUGGCACCACACUCGAGGUUGUCAGCCACCGCAAGGGUGACAUGAGCUAUGCUUAG
This is a messenger RNA of Colletotrichum truncatum, 825 nucleotides long. RefSeq names its product transcription factor. Lineage: Eukaryota; Fungi; Ascomycota; Sordariomycetes; Glomerellales; Glomerellaceae. Gene Ontology annotation, molecular function: DNA binding. Gene Ontology annotation, cellular component: nucleus. The record is from RefSeq and is a predicted model, not a curated record. Gene Ontology annotation, biological process: aflatoxin biosynthetic process; regulation of DNA-templated transcription.